AUUCCUUUCCUGUCAGAUGUUUAUUCAUAUAUCUGCUUCACUAUCACAAACAUGGAAAAUAAUAUCGAAUGAAUUUUAAUUUCAAAAGCUACUGCUCCAAUAAAUAAGAUGUCUAAUCAACAUGAAAGAGCUUUGUCAAAGUCGUCAAAUGACGACAUCAACCUUUCCAUUGAAUCUGGAAGUCUUGAGCAAUUGAUUAAAAUUGCACUAAAAGAGUUUGAUGAAAAUGGUUGUGUGGUGUCUCCUCCAUCUGUAACAAUUGUUCUUCUUACCAUGCAUGGUUGGUAUGUGACACCAAAAGAAUUCCUUGCAAAGAUUAUCAAAAUAUAUGAGUCACAAUUUGGUUCAAGCGACGUGCUUUCAAAUGAUGACGAGUUGAGUGAUGACUCAGAUGUAUUUGGCUCUUCUCAGCUGUUAGAAAUUCCAGAAAAUUCUCCUAGGUUGACAAGCAUUGUUGAAACCAAUGAACUGAAUGAUGAUAACGAUCAGUCAAUCACUCCUGAAGUUCCUGUAAACGAUGCAGAAGAUACGAUGAAGGAUGAAUAUGUAACAAAGCCUGAGGGCUUGCUUCAAGAGGUCACAUCACAAAUCACUUCCACUGAUGCAACACAAGUUAAAACUUGUGUGGCUGAUCAUGUGAAAGUCGGAUACAGCGAUGCUGUUUCGGAAAUACCAAAAUUGAAAGUUACGUUCGAUGACAAAGAAUCGCCAGAGGAACAAGACUCUCCUAUUCUUGAUGAUCAUUCCGUUCACAAGUCGGAUGAUGAAUCUAGUAAAGUAAUAUCUUCCUCAGCUAAUGACUCGGAGGAUCCUCCUGUGAAUAUGUGGAUACUUUGUCAGUUUUUGCAUUAUUGGUUGUCAAAGUUUUCAAGCCAGCUUCGUGCUGAGGACAGCAUCCUUAGAGAUAUUGCGCAGCUUAAGAAACGUCUCAUUCGUCAGAAUCCUCGUUGCGAGAAAGGAAUAAAGAAAUUGAUUGGAAGGACAGCUCUGGGUGCAGCUGAUCAUAUUCACUCAACAAGAUUGAUAAGACAGAAAGAAGUAGCGAGAACAAAGUCUCUGGCAUUUAAUGAUCUCACACCUAAAGAUAUAGCAGAUCAGUUGACACAUAUCGACUGCAGAUCUCUGAAGAAAAUUCCUAUGUCUGAAUGGAAGACUUACGCUCGAAAACCGAAAUUAAGUACCGUUCCUUGCCUUCAGAAAUACGUCGGUGUUUUUAAUGGUUUAUCACGUUGGAUUGAAGCGAUGGUAUUAAAAGGGGAGAAUCCUGCGAUGCGAGCGCAUAUUAUAGAAAAAUUUCUGAAUGUUGCCCAGUGUUUACGAAGUCAUCAAAAUUUCAAUAGUCUGAUGGCAGUAGUCGGUGCUUUGAACCACAGUGCUUUGCGGAGGUUACACGACACCAUGGCAGUGCUCAGUGAGAACAAAAGGAAGUUUCUAGAGGAAAUGACAGAAUUCUUGUCCUCAGAAGGAAACUACUCCAAAUACAGACGCGAACUUAUGAAAUGCAGUGGAUUUUAUGUACCUAUACUAGGUGUACAUUUAAAAGAUCUCGUUGCCGUGGAUGCUGCCCUGCCUGAUUACGUCACUGAAGAGAAACUAAUCAAUUUUCAAAAGAUGGUGAAAUUCUACGCGGUCAUUGCCACAUUAAUGAACUUCAAAAAUAUGCUCCCCCCUGCUCCAUCUAAGUAUGAACUCAUCAAUAUGCUGCGGGUGUCUAUUCAAAUGACCAUCUCAGAAGAUGAGUUGUAUGAGCUAUCAUAUGCGAAAGAACCGAGGAAAUCUACUACACUACCUCGAGUCACCACGACAGCCAAUUCUGAACUGUUUGCUGAUUGGGCAUCAGGUCGCGUAGCAUCUCCCGAUUCGAAGACCAUCGACAAACACGUGGCCUCUAUGGUCGAGGCUGUUUUCAAAUUUUACGAUCGAGACAGCGAUGGGAGACUAACUACUGAAGAUUUUGAGGCGAUCUCCACUAACUUUCCUUUUAUUGACGCAUUUGGUGUUGUCGAUGCCAACAGUGACGGUGUUGUAACUAAGGAAGAAAUGAAAGCCUACUUUUUGAAGGCCAACUUUCGAGCUUUAGGAAGAGAUUUUGUUCAUAAUUUUCAAGAGACGACCUAUCUUACCCGCAGUUAUUGUGAACACUGUGGAGGUGUGUUAUGGGGUCUGAUAAGACAAGGACUCAAAUGUAAAGAUUGUGGCAUUACCGUGCACAAAUCUUGCAAAGAUCAAGUGGUAGUCGAUUGUCACACAAGAAGGUCAUCUGUUCUCUCCAAUUCUUCCGCAACUGCCGCAAAAGCAGAAGCAGUCAGAAAUCGUUUAAAAAAUAAGAGGAAAUCUCGUCUAAUUGUUGAAGAAACUGAAAACUUGCUACCAAGAAGAAGCAUUUCUGUAGAUGAUGUUGAUGCUGUCAACGAUGAACCAAAGAAAAAUGGCGAGACGAACCAAGGCAACUUGGAGCUGAUAGAAGAGAACAAAAGGUUGAAAAGGGAAAACGAAAAAUUAAACAAUGAUCUGAACGAAGAAGUAGAGAAAGUACGGAAUCUCGAGUCACAAUUGAAAUCUGUGAGACAAGAGACAAUGAUGUAUGUACUUGCGCAGUUAGAUGCUCUUCAACUCAGACGGAAUACAGCUGUUUAGCCAAUGUUCAUCGUUUUCACUUUGGAUGAAGAAAAUGUUUCAUGCGAUGUUAAAUUCACCUCCUUCUAAAUUCAUUUCUCAUUCGUAAUUGAAGAAAAACUUUUCGUUGUAAAUUACCUUACAAUAUUGACUUGAAUAAAAUCUAGAACGCACUUUA
This is a messenger RNA of Xenia sp. Carnegie-2017, 2794 nucleotides long. RefSeq names its product ras guanyl-releasing protein 3-like. The transcript has 18 exons. The record is from RefSeq and is a predicted model, not a curated record. Gene Ontology annotation, molecular function: calcium ion binding; guanyl-nucleotide exchange factor activity. Bases 109 to 2637 code for a protein of 842 amino acids. Gene Ontology annotation, biological process: Ras protein signal transduction; positive regulation of GTPase activity. Lineage: Eukaryota; Metazoa; Cnidaria; Anthozoa; Malacalcyonacea; Xeniidae. Gene Ontology annotation, cellular component: plasma membrane.